UAAUAAUCAAUCAGUCAAAUAUAUACUCUAUCGUCCGUCUCUUCUCCUGCCCGUUGCUUGUCGAACCGGCCCCUCCGGUCUCUUCCACGACUCUCUUUUUCGUGCCGUCUGUCAUUCUCUCACUUAGGUUUAUUAUUACCUUCCUAUCAUGCGCUUGUUGCCGGCGUUUCCACCAUAGGAUUCACAUUCUUACGUCUCCGUCGCUCAGCUCCCACCGCACAAUCUCUCCGUUCCUUGUGCGCCAUGGGAUUCUUCGACCACCUACAGAAGGGAGGAGGAUUUUCCCUUCAGCCAAAGAAGCCCCAGAUCCGCAAAGUUGUCACGCAGACUCGGCCAGCCGUUCCGGCGCGCACUUCGUCUGCUGCCGCAUCGCCAGCGCCUGCCGCCUCCUCCAGAAGCGCAGUGCGACAGUCAAAGGCGCGGCCAGUGUCCGGGGAUUCGAGACAGAAUACUCCCCAGAAGCGACUGGGUACAGCGGGAAAGAUUCGCAAGCGGCCCUCGCCUGCGCAACGGUUAUCCAGCGAUGACGAUGACAGCGACACGGACACGUCUUUCGAGGUGCGGAAGAGGGCCAGAGUGAGCGCCAGCGCAGAGCCUGAUCCAGACCGGCGGGUAAGAGACACGGAGAUGUUUUCAGAGAAAGGGAAGGAGAGUUUCCGGAUGGUGCAUGCUGCGGAUAUUGCGUCGUUGGAGAAGCCAGGGAAGUUCAAGAGGGCGUUCGACAAGACGGACAAGCCGGUGGACGUCUGGCUGCAGUAUCCCGGUGCUUCGCAGAAAGAGAGAUACCAGCUCAUUGUGCCGCGCGACAAAGACGACUUCAGACCCCUCGACGAUAUCGUGCAGGUUAUUGAGAUGGUUUCCCAGAAUUACGUACCCGACGAUGAGCGGGACGUGUUUGAUAACGACUCAACCGGGAUCAAGCGUCGUGUGAGGCGCGCUCUGGCUCAUGGUUCGGAAAGUGAUUUCAGGGACGCCAUUUCCGAUUACAACAGUAUCGUCGAACGAUUGAAGCGUAAUGGCAGUAUCGCAAAGCAUCUGGACUCCAUUCAGAGGCUCACUCUCCCACUAGUCGAACGCAUCUUGACUCAGACGUACUCGCGAACAGUCUCUCCGCGAGUCGAGUCGCUGAGGCAGUACGAGAACGGAACCGAUAAUGUAUAUGGAGAGCUUCUGCCGCGCUUCAUCAGCACGAUAUUCAAGGAGACCAAGUUGAAGUCCGGUCAGGUUUUUGUCGACCUAGGUUCUGGUGUUGCCAACGUCGUGCUGCAGGCGGCUCUGGAGAUCGGGUGUGAAAGCUGGGGCUGUGAGAUGAUGCAGAACGCGUGUGAUCUCGCGGAGCUGCAAGAGGCAGAGUUCAAAGCGCGGUGUCGCCUCUGGGGCAUCGCCCCUGGCGAGACGCAUCUUGUCCGCGGCGAUUUUCUUAAGGAAGAGAGUAUCGCCAAGGUCCUGCAGCGCGCGGAUGUGGUCCUGAUCAACAACCAGGCCUUUACGCCCCAGCUAAACGAUAAACUAGUCAAUCACUUCCUGGACAUGAAGGAAGGCUGCCAGAUCGUGUCACUCAAAUCCUUCGUCCCUGCGGGCCACAAGAUCCAGUCGCGCAAUCUCAAUUCGCCCCUCAAUCUGCUGUCAGUUAAGCAGAGGAAUUACUGGUCUGACAGUGUCAGUUGGACAGAUGUCGGUGGCACAUACUUCAUCGCAACCAAAGACAGUUCGCGCCUGAAGCGAUUUGUGGAGAGUAUGGGAUAAGAUAUGCCGCCUUAUCUCGAUUCUUGUUCAUUUUGCAUAGAACGAACCCAUAUACACAGUUCACUGCAUAUCUCACAUCUAGAGAGACAUAUGGCAAAUUCUUGCAUUUUUGGU
This is a messenger RNA of Paecilomyces variotii, 1860 nucleotides long. RefSeq names its product histone-lysine N-methyltransferase, H3 lysine-79 specific. Gene Ontology annotation, biological process: regulation of transcription regulatory region DNA binding; DNA repair; DNA damage checkpoint signaling. The transcript has 2 exons. The record is from RefSeq and is a predicted model, not a curated record. The coding region runs from base 244 to 1746 and encodes 500 amino acids. Gene Ontology annotation, molecular function: histone H3K79 methyltransferase activity; histone binding. Gene Ontology annotation, cellular component: nucleus; nucleosome. NCBI's taxonomy places the organism in Eukaryota, Fungi, Ascomycota, Eurotiomycetes, Eurotiales, Thermoascaceae.